Enterospora canceri is the source of this 945-nucleotide messenger RNA. NCBI's taxonomy places the organism in Eukaryota, Fungi, Microsporidia, Enterocytozoonidae. The record is from the annotation of a GenBank genome assembly.
AUGUCCUACGACUCAAAAUUGGUUGAUUUGCUCGAUGAAUACUUCUUGAUUGAUAGUAAAAGUGUUGAAAUAUGGUUUAAGAAGGUUGUGAUAGCAGUAAAGCAGUCGGAUUUAGAUGCAGAAAGACACUCAAAGGCAUUUGGAAUCAUCAGACUGAUGUUGAUGAAUGAGAAUGAUAAAAUAGUUUCAUAUGGAAAAAUACUGUCGUAUUUGAUCUAUAAAGAAGAUAGAUUUGGAGCAAAGAACCUGAAAGAAUACGCUGAGAUAGUAGAUAACAAUAUAUCAGUAACAGAAGAACAAGGAUGUAAGAAUAAGACGGAUGAAUUUUACGUAAAAAAGAAAAUAGGGACAUUUUACAUUCAGCAGGCACAUAGAAAACUGAUUUCAUUUGAAUUGAAUGUGGAAGAGAAACUGGGAGUGUGGCUUGAUCUAAGAAAUAUAGCAAGUAGAUCAAGUAGAAGAGCAUUAGACCAUUAUUCUGGUAAAAUUGUACGAUUGUUCAGGGAUGAUGAGGUGAAGCUGGAACUGUUUGAGAGACUAAUUGAUUCGAAUAUGCUCCAAAAAUAUACUGAAAUACAAAAUAUCAGAAGAAUUGAAGACAAAAGAGAUCAGGUGGAGUGUAAGAUAAAGAACAGCCUUGAUGUCAAGUUUGUUGGUUUGGUCGGGCUACUGAUUAUUCUGGCAGAAAAGGACUGUAUCAAUACACUCAACGAGAUCACAUCACUGAUAUUUGAGAGUAGUGAACCAUUUAAUAGCAACAUAUUCAAAUACUACCUGAUUGAAGCAGUGAUAUUUCUGAUACUCGAAACAAGGGAAUUGAAUGCCAAAUACGACAUAUACAAUGGAAUACUGAAGCACGUUAAUAGAAUACAAGACUGUAAUCUAAACAAACAGUCUUUUACCAAACUAAAAGAACUGUUUGAAAUCAUUAAAUUGCUGGGGUAG